Molecule: messenger RNA, 1062 nt
Organism: Nannizzia gypsea CBS 118893
Lineage: Eukaryota; Fungi; Ascomycota; Eurotiomycetes; Onygenales; Arthrodermataceae
Product: transmembrane protein UsgS
Exons: 5
Coding region: 1-1062 (353 amino acids)
Source: RefSeq, a predicted model, not a curated record
AUGCCCAAGUUUGAGCCCAAUGCCAUCCUGCGGGGUGCGCAGCUGACUCUCGUUGGCGCUCACAGGGCGCUGCAGAACCCGGAGCUCUUCAAGUCGGAGCAUUACAAGCAGGCGGCGCUUGCUGUCUGCAGCGGGAUAGCCAUCCAUCUUGUCGUUGCGAUCCCGAUCGUCGCCGUGAAGCUGGUACUAUGGAUUCUCUCGUGGGCUAUUGACCUUGAGAGCGCCGGAUGGCAUGAUAGUGUCGUCGGGACGCUGGACUUUGUGUCCAACUACGUCCUCCAGGUGCCGUUUUUCCUCAUGACCCUGAUGCGGUAUAUCACGCCAACCCUGGACAAUAUGUUCAUGGAGUCUCUGCAUUGGGUUGACAAGACCUAUACGCAGAAGCACAAGGAGGACGACCCAACGACGCUGCGGCCCAUGUAUUAUGAUAACCUGCGGAUGUACUCCAAGGGCGGUAAUAUACAUGGGAAAAAGUCAGGUCUUGCACCUCUAAGGGCCUUUGCCAUCCGCUAUGGGAGAAGAACGAGCAUGGCGUUGGCAGUCUACAUCCUCUCGCAUCUGCCCCUGGUUGGCCGCUUCGUCCUUCCGUGUGCCAGUUUCUAUACCUUCAACAAGGCCGUUGGUCUAGGCCCAGCCGCUGUAGUCUUUGGAUCCGGCCUGGUGCUCCCUAAGAAGUAUCUGAUUGUCUUUUUGCAGAGUUAUUUUGCCUCUCGCAGCUUGAUGCGAGAACUGCUUGAACCGUAUUUUAGUCGGGUGAAGUUCACUGCCGAGCAGAAACGACGCUGGUUCCUUGACAGAGAUGGAGUGUUGUUUGGCUUUGCCGUUGGAUUCUACCUCAUGAUUCGCAUCCCCGUACUGGGAGUCUUGCUCUACGGCAUCGCUGAGGCGUCGACGGCAUACUUGAUCACCAAGAUCACCGAUCCGCCUCCACCACCAGCCUACUCCGAAGGCUUUGCCGAAGGCCAAGUAACGUGGACCAACAAGCAUCUCUUUCUUAAGCUUCCGCUGGACUCGCUUGAUUUUCCCGUCGUUAAGGCCCGCGAAGGGAAGAAAACACCCUGA